AUGAUCUCCUUACUUUCAACGGCCCUUGUGCUGGCUAGCGUUGGGCAGCUCGCUCUGUGUCAAUUCGUGGCUGUUCCCCAAAACCUCACGUCCAAAACAGGCUAUGCCAACGUCACCGUUCGCUACAAGUCUGUACCGGCAGGAAUCUGUGAACAAGACCCCGAUGUCAAGAGCUUCUCCGGUUACGCCGAUGUGGCGCCUGGACAGCAUAUCUUCUGGUGGUUCUUCGAGGCGAGAAAUGUCGAUCCCCAGGAGGCACCCUUGACCAUCUGGAUCAAUGGUGGCCCAGGUUCGUCUAGCAUGAUUGGUCUGUUCCAAGAGUUGGGCCCUUGCACCGUCAACGCUGAUGGCGAGGCCGUGGACAAUCCUUUCUCCUGGUCGAAUGUCACGAACAUGAUCUUUAUUGAUCAACCAUCACAGGUCGGUUUCAGCUAUUCAGAACCAGUCCCAGCCUACGAAGACCCUGGCGGUUUCCUUGUCCAGCUUCCCGACAACACUUGCCCCGAAUAUGCCAGUGACUGGGCCUGUGGAACUUACUCCUACUGGAACGAAUCAUUGACCGCCAACAGCACUCCUGCGGUGGCACCAAACAUGUGGAAGACACUCCAAGGCUUCAUGGGUGCCUUCCCGGAAUACGCAACAGAUGGAGUGUAUUUCACAACCGAAAGCUAUGGUGGCCAUUAUGCUCCAGUUGUCUCGGAGUACUUUGCAGAACAGAACGCAAAGAACAUCAGCGGAGCUCACGAAAUCAAUCUCCAAGGUGUGCUGAUCGGCAAUGGCUGGUAUGAUCCUUUGAUCCAGUACCAGGCGUACUACAAUUUCAGUGUCUUCCCUGGAAACACUUAUGGAUAUGAUCCGCUCAACCAGAGUGUGAAAGACCAGUGGUACAACAACCUCUACGGCCCAGGCAACUGCUACGACCAAACCGUAGACUGCAAUACUCGAGGAAUCGAUUCCGUCUGCGCCGCAGCAGACAACUUCUGCCUGUACGCAGUCGAGAACCUCUAUGACAUCUACCUGGAGCGAGACGAGUACGAUUUCCGUUACCUGAUGCCGAAUCCGUUCCCUCCAAGCUACUACGUUGACUACCUGAACACCGCAGAGGUCCAAGAGGCGAUCGGGGCAUACGUGAACUUCAGCGAAUCCAACGCCGCAGUGGGCGCGGCAUUCACGUCGACGGGAGAUGACGACCGCGAGAUCGGGACCGUCGAAGCCAUGCAAAAGCUCCUCGAACAAAACAUCACGGUGGUCAUGUACUUCGGCGACGCCGACUUCAACUGCAACUGGAUGGGCGGGCAGGUCGUGGCGGACCACGUCAACGCGCCGGGCUACGAGGGCGCCGGGUUCGUCAACAUCACGACCACGGACGACGUCGUGCACGGCCAGGUCAAGCAGUCCGGCAAAUUUGCGUUCGUGCGGAUCUACGAGUCCGGCCAUCUGGUACCUUUCUUCCAGCCGCUGGUGGCUCUCGAGAUGGUCGACCGCGUGCUCAACGGCUUCGACAUCGCGACCGGCAAGAGCGUCGUCUCCGGCGGAUACAUCACCAACGGCACGAAGCUCAGCACCUUCCACGAGGGAAAUGCCACCGUCCAAUUGGUGGUCACGGACCCGGACUUAGUGUACAACACCACGACGAAUGCGCCGAGUAACGCGACGACAGGGGAGCCGCCGUCCAAGCUGAAGAAGAGGAAUGAAAAGCAGAGCAAGAACAAGAGACAGAAGAAGCCGUAUCGCCUUGGAGAUUGGCUUAAGCAGAAGAGACAAGCGGAUCUGAGCAGGUGGUUGUAA
Exophiala aquamarina CBS 119918 is the source of this 1788-nucleotide messenger RNA. RefSeq names its product carboxypeptidase D. The coding region runs from base 1 to 1788 and encodes 595 amino acids. Lineage: Eukaryota; Fungi; Ascomycota; Eurotiomycetes; Chaetothyriales; Herpotrichiellaceae. Gene Ontology annotation, biological process: proteolysis. The transcript is spliced from 3 exons. The record is from RefSeq and is a predicted model, not a curated record. Gene Ontology annotation, cellular component: fungal-type vacuole. Gene Ontology annotation, molecular function: serine-type carboxypeptidase activity.